CUUGCGGCCCGCGGAUGUCUUAUCUGCGGCCCGCCGAUAGCAUAGCCCAAAUAUCAUCCAUAGGCCAUAGGCAUCUGUUGUUUCAUAGUAAAUUAAAUAGUUCAUCGUUUAUAUCUAUAAAUUAUACGUUCUAAUCAACAAUCAACCAUUUGAAUAUGGUAUUACAUUGCUCAAAAUAUAGUUCCACUGUCGCUGUCGUGUCGUGAUAGUAACGAGGAGGCGGGGGUGCGGGAGCGGUCAUAGCGGGGAUGCGGUGGCGGGGGGUGGCUAGAACGCAAAGCAUAGCGGGCGGGCCGUCAGUGGCUCAGUGGGCGUCCGAACGUUGAACGUAAUGUGUUGCUGAACGAUUGAGAUGGCGGCCAGCACUAGUCGAAAACGCAAAAUUACGGAUGAGCACCGAUUAUUUCAAGAACAAUGGACGAACUUGUAUUUGUUUGUUUGUGUUGGGAAAAGCCGAUUUGCCUCGUUUGUAAUGAAUCGGUCGCGGCAAUGAAAGAAUAUAAUAUAAAACGUCAUUACGAUACCAAACAUUCAAAGAAGUUUGCAGACCUUCAAGGACAACUUCGUAUUGAUAAGGCCGAGUCUCUGAAGAAACAACUUGAACGACAGCAGCAUUCAUUCCGCAAACAUAAUGAAGACAGUGAGGCAGUAGUAAAAGUGAGUUAUAUUAUUUCAGAAAAAAUUGCACGUAAGUCAAAACCAUUUACAGACGGGGAAUUUAUAAAAGAAUGUUUGGAGGAUGCAGCAGAUGUGUUGUCUCCCUUACAGAAAUCACUAUACGCAAAAGUAAGUUUGUCUGGUGUUACGGUUGCUCGGAGGAUAGAAGACCUGGCAGGGGAUAUAGAAAGAACGUUAUCGGAACAUGCGUUACAAUUUGUUUAUUACUCGAUUGCGCUCGACGAGAGUACAGACUUAACUGAUACCGCGCAGUUGGCUGUGUUUAUUCGCGGCAUUGACACGAACUUUGUUGUUACUGAAGAAAUGGCUGCUUUAGUCCCAAUGAAAGGCAGCACAAAAGGCAGCGAUUUGUAUGAAUCAUUUAAUGCAGUCAUCAACAGAUAUAAUUUAAAUUUGGCAGGGAUUACUACAGAUGGCGCUCCGGCUAUGGUUGGAAAAAAUGAAGGACUUGUCGCUUUAGUAAAGAAAAGUAAUCCUGAUGUCCCUUUUGUGCAGUACCAUUGCAUAAUUCACCAAGAAAAUUUGUGCGCAAAGUCUGUUAAUAUUAAAGAUGUUAUGAGUAUUGUAGUCAAAACUGUUAACUUCAUUAAAUCUCGAGGCUUGAAUCACAGACAAUUUCAGGAAUUUUUAAAGGAAACAAAUGCUGAAUACGGUGACAUCAUUUAUUUCUGCGAUGUUCGUUGGCUGAGCCGAGGUAAAAUGUUAAAACGUGUGUUCGAUUUGCGAAAUGAAAUUUCAAAUUUUAUGAAAACCAAAAAUAAAGAUAUACCGCAUUUCAGCGAUAAAGAAUGGUUGGCUGAUCUGGGUUUUCUUACCGAUAUUACAUCACAACUCAAUAACUUAAAUGAGAAAUUACAAGGCAAAAAUAAUUUAGUUCACGAAUUAUUUGACUAUUUAAAAGCGUUUGAAUUAAAACUUGAACUAUGGAUCAGCCAGUUCCAAAGGAACAUUAUAACGCAUUUUCCUCAUCUGUCACUAUUCCAGAUUUCAAAUAUGAAUAAAUAUACAACUGCACUUCAAGAUCUGAAAACACAAUUCCAGUCGCGGUUCCAUGAUUUUCGGAGAGACGAAAAGUACCUGAAUUUAUUUGCUCGGCCGUUCACAGUUUCGGUUGAAGAAGUUCCGGAAGAAUUUCAGAUGGAAUUGAUAGAGAUACAGUGCAACUCAGCCUUAAAAGAUAAAUUUAAUGACUAA
This is a messenger RNA of Leguminivora glycinivorella, 1872 nucleotides long. RefSeq names its product general transcription factor II-I repeat domain-containing protein 2-like. The coding region runs from base 415 to 1872 and encodes 485 amino acids. The record is from RefSeq and is a predicted model, not a curated record. The transcript has 2 exons. NCBI's taxonomy places the organism in Eukaryota, Metazoa, Arthropoda, Insecta, Lepidoptera, Tortricidae.